AUGCGUUAUGUUGUUGUUGAUAGCAAUAUUGUGAGUGUGCCGGGCUAUGCGGGUAGCCUUGCCGCUUCGCUGCCGGGCGGCGGGGCGGCGGCGUGGGAGCGGCUUGGUGCUGAGUUGCUACUCUCGGGGCUGGUGGCUGCCGCGCACUUCGCCUGCAUGGAGCGCCGCUGGACGGGCGCUGCGCCUGCACUCCUAGGCGCAGCAUACUGCGCUGCAAGCUUCGUCUCUAUGCCUUCAUUGAACCCGGCUCGAUCACUGGGCCCAUCCUUCGUGCUAUCCCGAUGGGAGAGCCACUGGGUGUGCUGGGUCGGCGGUCUGGGCGGCGGCGUGGCGUGCGCGCUGCUGCACGAGUGGGGCACGCGACGGCCCCGCGCCAACACCAACUCCCGCGCCUCCUCGCCAAGAGACCUGGACGAGUUGGACAAGCCUGCAUUCCCGACGCAUCAUUACCGACAUGCGCCCUCAUACUGCUCCGCGACAGCGCCGCGACCAGACAAUACUGAACCACUGUACUCUGGCAGCAAGUCACUGUACUGCCGCUCGCCGCCGCCCGCGCGCCACGCGCUGCACAGGUCGCAGUCGGUGUACAGCAAGGGCAGUAGCGCGGCCGGAGGCGGCGCGGGGGCUGGGGCGCUGGGCGCGGCGCAGUCGCUGCUGCUGCGACCGGCCGCGCAUGCCCUCGCGCUCAACCAGAACGCGCACAACGCACAGCGCGACCCCGCCUACGGCACCGCGCCAAACGGCAUCCGCCCAGGACCCGCAGGUGCAUCAGGACAAGAACGUCGCGAAUCAGUGUACAGCUCGGGGCCGCGGCGCGGGCCUCUGUCAUCCGAGGAUAGUGCGUACGGUAGCUAUGCGGCGCAUGGCACACUCACACACGGCACGCACGCCGCGCACGCUGCACACGCGAACCACGCGGCGCACGCGCACACGCACGGCCACGCCACACAGACGCGCGCAUUCCGCGGACCGCACCCACCUGAACAUUACUAGCGACGCGCCUCGCAGCACAAUAUUGCGCUGCUCUUUGACGUUUGAACGAUUUCUUAAUCGCGUCAGUUUCGUGACAAAGUGUAUAAGUGGAAAUACUAUUCGUGAGUGAUAUUUUUGAUGAACAGCAAAACGCCUGCAAAUUCCAAGAUUUUGUAGUAAAAACUGUUGCAAAAAACCUUGGCUUAUAUCUAUGUGAAAAUUAAAAUAUAAAUUAAUUAUAACUGCAAAUUACUACCUAUAUAAAAUAUUCU
Molecule: messenger RNA, 1244 nt
Organism: Papilio xuthus (Asian swallowtail)
Lineage: Eukaryota; Metazoa; Arthropoda; Insecta; Lepidoptera; Papilionidae
Exons: 5
Coding region: 1-993 (330 amino acids)
Biological process (GO): water transport; transmembrane transport
Cellular component (GO): plasma membrane
Molecular function (GO): water channel activity
Source: RefSeq, a predicted model, not a curated record